CUGCGUUUUGGUUUUUAAUUCACGAGCGCUCUGUUGGAAGCUGUAGAAGAAGAGGCGUCAGUUUGUCAAGUUUUUCGGGUUUUCCUGAAAGUUUUUCGGGUUUUACUGAUCAUUUAAUCUCAUCUGCCGACGGUGUGGAAGUAAUAUGCAAGCUAUGAGAAACCUUUUCCGGGCUCCCUGGUCCUCUGACGUGAGGCUCGAUGGUCAAACUGCGGUGAUUACAGGCGCCAACUCCGGCAUCGGCAAAGAGACAGCCAUCGACCUGGCCAAGAGGGGAGCCAGAGUGAUCUUGGCAUGUCGAGAUAUGGAGAAGGCACAGGCAGCUGUAACUGAAAUCAUCGAAAGCUCUGGCAGUGACAGUGUUCUCUGCAUGAAACUCGAUUUAUCAGACAGCAAAUCUAUCAGAGAGUUUGCUGAAGCUAUCAAUAAAAAUGAGCAAAAACUUAACCUCCUCAUCAACAAUGCAGGUGUGAUGGUUUGUCCGUACGGGAAAACUGCAGAUGGCUUCGAAAUGCAGAUUGGAGUCAAUCACUUUGGACAUUUCCUGCUGACAUACUUGUUGCUUGAUCUAAUCAAAAGAUCAGCCCCGGCCAGAAUCAUAAACGUGUCUUCGAUGGCUCAUUCCUGGGGCUCCAUCAAUCUGGAGGACAUCAACAGUGAGAAGAGCUACAACAAGAACAAAGCUUACGCUCAGAGUAAACUCGCUAACGUGCUCUUCACCCGCUCACUGGCUAAAAGAUUAGAAGGUACCGGUGUGACCACGUACUCCCUCCAUCCUGGGGUCGUUCGGACAGAUUUGUGGCGCCACCUGAGCGCUCCUGAGCGGUUCUUCAUAAAUCUAGCCAAACCUUUCACCAAAGACUCGACCCAGGGAGCUCAGACUACCAUUUACUGUGCAGUGGAGCCGUCUCUGGAGAAGGAGAGUGGUGGAUAUUACAGUGACUGUGCUCCUGCCAACACCUCCGCUGCUGGGAAAGACGAGCUGGCAGAGAAGCUGUGGGAGCUGAGCUGCAAGAUGCUCUCCUUGACAUGGGAAUAAGGCCUUCCCUCUGUUGCUUUACUGAUUGUUACUUCAUUCCUUUAAUAACGCACACUAACUAAAAUCAUGAUCUUAUUAUUUAACUGCUCCCUGUUGCACAGCAUUUUCCCUGCUGUGUUUGUAUAUGUGUUUAAUAUGUUAAUAUGAGGUUUUACUAACCCCUCCCCGCCCCCACUUUGAUGAAUGAUUUUAAUAUUUGCAGCGAUAAAGUUUAUAAAGUAAUUCAGUCUUUUUUUGUUGGUCUUCCAUGUUUCAGGGUUAGACUACAUCCAGGUUUAUAAAAGGAGCAUCCUUUUAUCCAUUAGUUUGGUUAUUACAGGUUUAUCCAGGCACUUCGUGAAAAUUGAUUUCCUGUCAUUUUGAAUGCUUUUCUAAAUUAAAGAUUUGAAUUUACAAAUGAGUCCAAAUUAGAAAGCUAUGAGAUAUUCACCUUGUUUAUACUUUAUUAGCUUCUCUGCACGUUGAGCUACAUUCACUUAACCUAUUCAGAUGGGCAGGAGAGUAUUUUUUUCAUUUAUCAAAAUGAAAAGCUGAAAACACUGAAAUAUUGAUUUUUCAAAAAUACUGGAGCAUCUUGAAUCUUUCCACAUGUUGAUUACAUUUCAAUGUGUUUUAUGUGCUGGACCAACACAAGAAGCAUAUGAGACAUUUCCUUAUUGCCCCUGCAGUGGUUAAAUUCACAUCUCACACAAGACUAAGAUGACCGACUUCCAAUCCUUUUUCUAAGUUAUUCAUCAGAGCUCAUGUCAAUUUGCAGCAUCAAGUCUUCUCCUGUGGUCCAAGCCCCAAAGAACUUAUAUAAUGUCAAUAAAAAUCUUUAU
Messenger RNA from Cyprinodon variegatus (sheepshead minnow), 1860 nucleotides. RefSeq names its product retinol dehydrogenase 12-like (gene rdh12l). Lineage: Eukaryota; Metazoa; Chordata; Actinopteri; Cyprinodontiformes; Cyprinodontidae. The record is from RefSeq and is a predicted model, not a curated record. Bases 146 to 1039 code for a protein of 297 amino acids. The transcript is spliced from 7 exons.